UAUGAAAAAAGUAUAUACAGUACCAACUCCAAGAGAAUAGAAACCAAAAGUAUAAUAGAAGAGUUAACAUGAUGUGAUGUGAGUUAUAUUAAAUUAUGCGUAGAAAGUAAACGUAAUUUGCCUAUAUUCCUGAUUAACCCACUUAAAAAGAAUAAUCAUCUAAGAUGGCUCGUCCAUAUUUAAUGUUCAAACCUAAGUUAGUAGAAGAAAUAGAUGAGAAUAAUAUGAAAAAGAUGAAACUUUCAUUUCACAAUUCAAUAACUGACUUAUAAACUUUUGAAGAAUUAGCACAAGAAUAACAGCAAAGGGAAUCAACUCCAAAUUUAAAUUUUACUCCUUAAGAAAAGACUAAGACAUUUGUCAGGUAAACUAUUAUUUUCUAUUAUCUUAGAAAGUCUAUGAGACACUUAACUUAGCUUUGAA
Paramecium pentaurelia is the source of this 423-nucleotide messenger RNA. Lineage: Eukaryota; Ciliophora; Oligohymenophorea; Peniculida; Parameciidae. The record is from the annotation of a GenBank genome assembly.